AUGCGUCAGCAGCGGUCGGCCUGUGAUCACUGCAGAGGCCAGAAGGUCCGGUGCCUACGCAACAAGCAGUUAGACAGCGAAAUAUGCGUCCGAUGUUUGCGAAUUGGAGUUGAGUGCAUCACGAGUAAGUCACGACGUCUGGGACGUCCUCGUGGCCCAAAGGCGGCUGAGCGAAAACCAACGUCUACCACGAAAGGGACAUCGAAACUUCAAGUUAUCAGGGCCCAUGAGACCCCAAGCACAGAUUUGAUGGCGGAAGACUUGGAAAUACCUUCAGAGCUAUGGAUGCCUUCAAAUUCGAACUGCUCCUCAGGCGUACUUCUCGGCCCGUCAAACAGUAUAUGCGUCGACCACGGAAGUCUACCACCUGUCACGACGUUUGGAUCGACCACACACUGUGCUUCCGACCUACUGAUGCCGUUUGAUGACAGCUUCUUCAACGCAGAGUCGUUCUUGGAACUCCCUGGGCAGGCUCGCGACAGCCCGAGUUAUGUGACAUAUGCGCAAAGCCUGGGAGACAUGUACCAUCUCGAUGCCUCGGAGCCUGCAGACUCACUAAGUGCCCUCGCACGAUUGAAUGAACACAUCUCCAGACAAAUACCCCAUGUCGACGCGUAUCUAUCGCGGCCUGACAACGAACCACAGCAUUGCCGCAACGACAUUUCAGACAGCAAGGGAAAGCCUGCUGAUGAUAUACUGCAAAGCACCUCCAGGUUUAUUACCAUUCUUGAAGCCUUGAAGACAUCAUCUACCUUAGCACAAGCGCCCAUCUCGUCUGUCGUAAGGCAACCACCAACCUUGGAUCCUGACAACAACGAGUCAAGCUUCCAAGGAAGCGGGUUGCCACCCAGUCAAUCAGUCUCAUCAGAAAUUCGAGCCCCCAUGUUCCCAGUGCCUUGGAGUACACCACUUGUAUUGAUGAUGCUUUCAAGUUACAUCCUACUUCUGGAUCUCUACGACACCGUCUUUCGCCACGUUUAUGACAAGAUCUCUCGCGUAAAGAACUUUUCGAAAUUCUCGCAGGACAUGCCUGAGAUCAAAGUAGGUGGCUUGUCAUCGAUGAAAGUCCAUCUGUAUGCUAAGAUCGUCAUCCAAACCAUUGAGCAUCAUUUUGACCGCAUUGAACAACUUCUAGGACUUCCGGUGGAGUUUCGCCUGUCAGCGCAAGACCCAUGCUCCGACGGACUGUUAGGCAAUGCAAACCUUUUGCAUCUUCUCAGCAUCGCCAUGAUGCAGAUUACAGGCAAUCCCGGAAGAUCAGGUACAACGACACUAAAAUCGUUCCGAGACAACCUGAAAGGUGUCCAGGCCAUUCUGCCUGAUUGA
Exophiala bonariae is the source of this 1326-nucleotide messenger RNA. RefSeq lists its product as uncharacterized. Gene Ontology annotation, molecular function: DNA-binding transcription factor activity, RNA polymerase II-specific; zinc ion binding. The coding region runs from base 1 to 1326 and encodes 441 amino acids. The record is from RefSeq and is a predicted model, not a curated record. Gene Ontology annotation, biological process: regulation of DNA-templated transcription. Lineage: Eukaryota; Fungi; Ascomycota; Eurotiomycetes; Chaetothyriales; Herpotrichiellaceae. The transcript has a single exon.